GCGACCUCCACAACUCUUCUGGGGAUUUGCCGGUGGUCAGAGGGGUGUCGGAGCAGGUGGCGCCAAACCCACUCCCCUUAGCCGAUUCCUCCAGGGAGCAGCCCAAGAGGGCAAACCAUAAGUGUGGAGUCUGGAGGUCAAGAGAGGGAACCUUAGGGCACACAGACUUACUGGGGGAUGAGGGACCCUAGCCUUUGCCUACAUUAUCUCCAAAGGCCUGGGAAAAGUUAGCAGAUUAAACAUUUGAGGAAAGAGAAAGGGUGUUGGAUAGGCACGGAGGGGCUCUCCAGAGCUCUGGAUCAGACUGGAACUUCCGGAUGUUUCAAGGAGGUUGUCACCCCAAGGAUGCCAUUGGGAUGGCAGCUGGCAGUGGCCAAGUCGUAGGAUGUGGAACAACCCUCGGAGAACUCUAGCCUGAGUUGGAGUGCAUUCUGGGGCCAGAAAGGCCACCAAGCGGUCACCAGCGGCUCCCAGGUAGCUGGGAUCUGCCCUUGAAAGGCAGCCGUGUAAUCGCAACCUGGGUCUACAGCUGGGGGAGAGGAGCCUGCGAACUCGUGAGCAUGGCCAGGGUUUCCUCAAGUCAGAGUCGCGGGCACGGCCUGGAGUCCAUCCUGCGGCAGGCAGCCCGGGAGCGUGAACCGCAGAGGUCUGACCAGGUGUCGGCGUGGUUUGUUGUGGAAGAUGUCGGGAUCUGGCAUAAAGAAGCUGUCUCAGGCUCCUGGCUUGCCACCCUGAAUCAGAAUCCUAAGGAGGCCGUAUGUGUUUGGCUUCAGAUCUGCACUUUUCUUUUCAAAAAAACCUGCACUGCACUGGCUGAUGCUGGCGGUGGUCUGACAUGAAGGCAGCCGCACAUGGAUUCGGGUUGCGUGGGGCUGCUGUGUAGUGUGAGAGGGCAGUGUGUGUGGCUUUGUUCCUGCAGGGAGCCCUCGUUAGCUGAGUGAGCUGGAAACAGUUCUCCCGGAGUAGAGAUUUGGAUGCAGAGCUGUGAGAGUGCGGCAAUGCUGAGAGGAAGUUCACUGUAGUGCGUGUUAGCGAGGUGUAGCGUGUCAGGGCAGGAGGGGUCUGUGGCCGGGGGCUGGGGUGCAACAGGAAUGCUCUGUUGUUGGAUGGGUGACAGCAGUUCGUCUGUUUAUCGGAUGUUUCUUGAGCACCUGUUUUGCCCAGGCGUUUGCUGCAUAGUAGAGACACAUCAAUGAACAGGUCGGCAGAGUUCUGACUCUUUCAGAGCCUGCAGUCUGGCAGUUUGGAAGUCCCUGGCCCACAGUCACACGCUUUUCUGGUUCUUCAGCUUGCGGGGGAUCUGACUUGGCUCCCGGUGGCAGAGCCCUUUCUUUCCCGUCUUGCAGAAUUUGCCUGCACGGACGCCGUCUCAGCUCAGAGCAUUUCAGCAAUAUGCUGUUGUUCCUCCUCUCACUUAGUCAUGGGAUGAAGGCUGUUCUGCAGCCCAGUGUUCUGAAAUGUCACCAGGGUCACCUGAGUCAGGAGGAACUGGAAGGUCCCAUCAAAUAUUUACUACCUCCCCCUGCAAGCUCUUGCCUCCAGAGCUGCAGGCUGCUGCUUCCAAGCCCUGCACAUUCAGUUUGGGCUUCCUGCUGACACUUCCAAGGCAUCUGCUUCAACAGCAACAACAAGCCCAGGCUGGGACAUGUGCGUCAGUCUCUGGCUCCUAGGACAGAGGAAUUACUCUUUCCUUCUCUUCUCUCUGUCCCAAGAUUUCUGUCCUUAGAAAUGGAAUUGAGACCAAGGAAGAAAAAUGGGGUUCCGAAUACAACAACUUCUGGAUAGAAUUUUCUUAGAGUAAAAUAUAGCUCUGGGAAAACAUAUGUGUGUAUAUAUAUUUCCCCACGGCUCUGUGUGGAUAUAUAUUUAUACACACAUGUACAUAUAUACACAUACAUAUAGAUAGAUGUAUACACAUACAUAGGUAUGCAUUUUAUACUGAUAAGUACAUAUUUUAAAUUUUAAUUGAUACAUAAUAAUUGUACAGUAUGACAUUUUAAUACUAGUAUACAGGAAAUAUAUUUUCCAUGUCUCCUGAGUUCAGUUUUUUAAAAUCUCAAAUGAAUUGCUUAACCUCAUCAGAUGUUUUGCUUUACAUGUAAUAUAGGGAUAGCCACAGUUUCUCAACCAUAUGUUUGGGAGAUGAAAGGAGAUGAAGAGAUAUGUGUCAAGCUUGGCCUAGGGCAUGGCAUAGAGCAAGGGCUCUGUCGGUGUUAGUUAUUAUUAUUCUUGUUCUUGUUGUUGAUUAGCCACCAGGGGCUGCUUCUUCCUGUUUGAAACAUAGCCAGGGAGAGCCAGGGUUCUGAGUGGCACCGAAGGUACCAAGCUAGACUCCUAAUUUAGGGGACACAGGUAAUAAGACUCUCCCAGUGACCUCCUGGAGCCUCCUUACUGCCUGCAGGGUGUAAGCGCGGGUCUUAAGUUCAAGGCUUGAAGUGGUGGCUUGGAAGAUAGCAGAGCUGCUGGUUCUGAUCCCAGUUCUGCCACUGUCUAUCUCUGUGACCUUGGGCGUGUUAUCCUCUCUCUGUGAUCUUCGUUUAUUCAUCCAAAAAUGAGAUUGACAAAACAAACAAGCAAACAAAAACCUUGCAGAGUUACUAUGAGGCUCACACAAGAUGAAGAUUAUCAACACACCUGUUUCAUGGUGGGUGCUGGUUAAAGGGCAGCAUUCAUUAAUGUUAUUGUUAUUGUUGCUAUUAAUAGAGCGAUUGCCUAAAUGAGGGCCUAUGUAAGGUACUUUGAAAGCUACCUGUGAGCCAGCUGAGGAAGGUUAUUAAAAAAGGGAGCGGGGCCGGCGCCGCGGCUCACUAGGCUAAUCCUCCGCCUAGCGGCGCCGGCACACCGAGUUCUAGUCCCGGUCGGGGCGCUGGAUUCUGUCCUGGUUGCCCCUCUUCCAGGCCAGCCCUCUGCUGUGGCCCGGGAGUGCAGUGGAGGAUGGCCCAGGUGCUUGGGCCCUGCACCCCAUGGGAGACCAGGAAAAGCACCUGGCUCCUGGCUCCUGCCAUCGGAUCAGCGCGGUGCGCCGGCCGCAGCGCGCCAACCGCGGCGGCCAUUGGAGGGUGAACCAACGGCAAAAAAGGAAGACCUUUCUCUCUGUCUCUCUCUCUCUCACUGUCCACUCUGCCUGUCAAAAAUUAAAAAAAAAAAAAAAAAAAAAAAAAAAAAAAAAAAAAAAGGGAGCGGACCACUUCUGAUCCAGCUCCCUGCUAAUGCACCUGAGAAAGCAACAGAAGAUAACACAAGGACUUGGGCCCCUGUACCCAUGUGGGAGACCUGGAUGAAGCUCUUGGCUUCUGGCUUUGGGCUGGCUUAGCCCUGGCUAUUGCAGCCAUUUGAGAAAUGAAUCAGUGAAUAAAAAUCUCUCUCUUGUCCCUCCCUCUCCAUCUCUGCCUUUCAAAUAAAUAAAUCUUUAAAAAGAAGAAGGAGAAGGAGGAAGAGGAGGAGAAAGGAGCUGACUGUCAAAGGACCUUCCCUUGUCCCCUCUUAGUAAACAGCUAAGGACAUGCCACCUAGCUGCCUAGAGAGGAAAUGUGUUGUCAGAAAUUAACUCAGAAAUGACCUGAGGCUUUGAGUUUUGGAAGACUGUUUUAUGAACGGGCUUUCCUCUUCCUGCCCUAACGUUGAGGAGAAAUAGCCCUUGUAAAGGAUGCGAAUGCAGAUAAAACCCACAGCUCUGUCUCAUCUUCCCACAUUCCCAGCUCUAGGGGCAUCUCGUGUGUCUCUUUGGAUUUGGAUAGACUGGCCUGGUUCCCAUACUGCUUUGUGCGUAGUAGAAUCAUGGUAUUUUAUUUUUAUUUAUUUGAAAAGCAGAGAGACACAGAGAAAUAGACAGUCAGAGAUCUCCCAUCCACUGGUUCACUCCCCAGAUGCCUGCAACAGCCCAGGGUAGGACAGGCAGAAGCCUGGAGCUUGGAGCUCAAACUGGAACACUCAGUUGGGUGGCAGGGACCCAAGUCCUUGAGCUAUCAUCUACUGCCCCCUCCCAGGGUGUGCAUUAGCAGGAAGCUGGAAUCAGAAGCAGAGCUGGGAAUCGAACCCAGACACUUCUGGUAUAGAAUGAGAUGUCCCAAGCAGUGUCUUGGUGGCUAUGCCAGAUGUGCACUCCAGAUCACAAUAUUUAAUGAGGGAAUGAAUGAAUGUUGUUACCAGCUUCUGGACCUCAGGGGUUUGUUAGUUGCUAUGGCUUAGUUGAGGAGAGAGAAACCGUGAUGGUUCGAGUCCUAAUGGAUUCAGUCGCACGAGGCCUGUGUUCCUAGCAUGAGGUCUCUGUGUAUUCCUCACUCCUGCCCACAUCCCUCUGAGAGGACACGGAGGAGUCUCCGCUGCCUUCCCUCUGGGGCCUGGGUGUGGCUUGCUGUCAGCUGUGGGAGAGCACUUCUGGCUGUCUACAUUUGCCUCCAGCUGUCUCAGCAUUCUGCACCUGUCCAGAGUCCACUACACCACUGAGGAAGCAGUGUCUUCUCAUUAUUUUAUCUUCACAGCAACCUGUGAAAAUUGGCAUUAUCGGCCCCUAUUUCAGAGAUGAAGAAACAGGCCCAAGAGAGGGGAAGUGACUUGUCCAAAGGUCACACGAUAAGUAAAUGGCAGGGCUGUGCAAGGGAGCUGAGGUCUGUUUAUCUCCAAACUACACCUGCCUCUGUGCCUCACGCUGGUCCCUGGUCCAGCGGGAAGCCGCAUAUGCACGUCAUUCCCUAUUGUCUAAAGUGUCUCAUGUUACGACCCAGCCUCCCCAAGUACCUUAGCACUGGGCUGUCAUCCAAGUUCAGAUGCCUGCGGUAGACCUGCUCAGAACGGAAGGUGAGCCUACCGCUAAUCAGGAAUAAUCAGCAAUGGGCUUAUCCUUCUCAUCCCUCUGAUCCUAUUAUUCCGUUCCAGAACUCGAAUUGUGGCUUCCAGAGACUGGAGGAGAUAAGGAAAGGGGUAGGGCCAUGUGAUGGUUCACUCCUUAGAGGAGUCCCCUACCGUUUGCCCUUCUUACAUGUCCUACUGAAGGUCGGGCCAACUGCUCCAUGCCCACCUGCCCAGCUCAAGAUAAAGUGAGCCCUAAAGCAGCAGAUAUAAACCCUUGGAUCUCUCACUUCCCUUAAGUCUUAGGCCAGUGUCAGCCCCUUACCCCACCACUACCCCAAAGCAGGGUGGGAUUUUGGUUUUUCUGGCCCCUGUCUCCUGUUUUCAAAGACAGGCAUAUGUAUCUCAAGGUCAGCAAGUGGGUGCUGUGCCCUGAGCUGGCCUGCAGGGGGCAGGAGUUACCAGGUCUGACUCCAUGCCCUCCUGAAUGAAUGGUUGCCGCAACUGACCCUUUGAGAUCAGUGCUACGGGGUGGGCUUUGUGGUGAAGUGGGUUAAGCGCCUGCAUCCCAUGUCGGAGUGCCAGUUUGAGUCCUGGUUAUUCCACUUCUGACCCAUCUUCCUGCUAAUGAAUCCUGGGAGGCAGCAGAUGAGGGUGGAAGUGCUGGGGCUGCUGCCACCCACAUGGGAGACCUGGAUGGAGCUCCUGCUGCUGACUUUGGCCUGGGCCAACCCUGGCUAUUGCAGGCAUUUGGGGAGUGAAUCCGUGGAUGGAUAUCUUUCCCUCAACCUCUCCUCCCCCCAUUGCUCUGCCUUUCAAGUAGAUGAAAAUGAAUAAACAUUUAAAGCCUGUGCUGGGCAAGAGAAAGGGGCACUUAAAAAAAAAGAUUUAUUUAUUUAUUUGAACACAGAGAGGCAUAGAGAGAGAGAGAGAGAGAGAAGAGAGAGAGGUCUUCCAUCUGCUGGUUCACUCCCCAGAUGGCUGCAAUGGCCAGAGCUGCGCCGAUCUGAAGCCAGGAGUCAGGAACUUCUUCCAGGUUUCCCACGUGAGUGCAGGUGCCCAAGCACUUGGGCCAUCUUUCACUGCUUUCCCAGGCCAUAGCAGGGAGCUGGAUCAGAAAUGGAGCAGCUGGGACUCAAACCAGUGCCCAUAUGGGAUGCUGGCACUGCAGGUGGCAGCUUUACCCACUAUGCCACAGUGCCAGCCCCCAGGGGGCACUUUUUAGGUGCCUGGCAGUACGCCAGGCCUUUUCAGGCCUCAUCUCAUGAAAUUCUCCUGAGAGCCCUAGGGAAACUGCUAUUAGAAUCCUCAUUUCAUAAUGGAUGAAACUGAAGCUCAGAAGGAUCAACCAGUCCUCAAGUUCACAUGGUUACCAAGCUGCAGGGCAAGAUUUGAAACUGAGUUACUCGGACUGCAUGCCAAGUGCUGAAGCCCUGUGGCUCUCAACAAUGGCUGCAGGUUAGAAUUCCCUGGGAGGUGUUAAGCAACACCUAAACUUAGGAAAUCAGAAUUUCGGGGAAGCUCUCCUGGUCUACAACCAGCAUUGAGAACUUCUGCCUAUUUAGUUCGUUUGUAAUCGGGUUUGUGCCUGGCACCUACCCCUCUGGGGUCCCUGGUGGGCCCCAUUUUUCCAGACGAGUCCGCAGAUGGUCCAUUUUCUAUAUUUUGCCUGCAAGUCUUUCUCGAUCCCCCCCAGAGUAAAUCAAACCCUGUCUCACAUUCUCAGAGUUCAUGUGUCUCUUGUUUCUCCCAUUUAUCUGAAAUGUUGUUAAGUAAUUGUGUUCCUUGCUCUUACCUCUUGCCUGCCUGCUAGAGCAUUGGCCACCACUCUGCCCGGAAGCAGGGCCGUGUUUAUUUUGUUCCAGAGCACAGUAAACAUUAAACAGUGAGCGUCGGACAGAUGAGACUUCUUUCUUCCAUGUGAAUAAUUACUCACGGAGUCCGUAUUACAUGCCACACAUUUUCCGACAUAUACUUAUAAGUCAGAUAGGGAAAGCCCCAUCUCCCAGCGGAGGAAACCCAAGCUCAGGAAUGGGAGGCAGUCACAUUGUCAGAGCCAGCAGAGCCCGGGCCUAACCCCAGGCCUCCCCGCCCCUCCCAUUCAUCGCAGUCAAUUGAAUCUGACCCCUGGCCCAGACCCGCGGAGUGCUUCCUUGUUGCCCUGUUUCCAAGCUGUGUUCUUUGAAGAAGCCAUUUAUGUUGGCUGCUGGCUCUUUCUGGUUCAGUGCCCUGGCUUCUUCACCCUCUUUCCUGCCCUUUAGGCAUCAACACCCCACCCCCUGGCUCCUCUCUUUCCCAGGGGUGCGGCCCCUCCUUACCCAUCUCCUCUAGAAUUUUGGCGCAAACAAGGCUGCUGGGUGACUCCCCUGAUUAACCCAUUCCACGACGAGCAGCGGCUGCUCCACAGUCACCUGUCUUCACUGGGCGCAGAAACUGGACAAAAGCCCUGGGGAGAGGAGUCUGUUGCUGCAUCAGGGCCCUGGGAGGAGUCCAGCUUCCCGGUCUAUCUCUGGUGCCCCCUGCUGGGCAAAGCUGGUGUGUGGAAACAGGGCCGCUUGGAGUUUCUGGCUUGGGCUCAACUGGAAUACCCCAGGCUUCAAGGUGAGAACUUGCAGGGAAAAGCAACAGCCAAUCACCAGAUGCGUUCUGGCCCAGAGACCUUAAGGAGGGCUUUGUACAGGGCUGCUCCCCUUCUUGGCAUCUCAAGGAAGCUGGGAAUGAAUGCUCGCUCAGCGUCAGGUGGCAGAGGUUUGGAGACCUUGCUUUGGCCCCCUGCACCAGCGCGCUGCCUCCAUCAUGCCUGCCUCAGGAUCAUCUCUUGUUUCCCUUGGGGUGGAGAGAUUGCACACUGCGCAGAAGACAGCUGUGCGCAAGCCCCGGAGACUCAUCCCAUUUUAAUGGCAAGGCAAGUGUGACAAACGGAGCAUGAUAGAGUCGUCCACACAAGACCUGCUAGGCGCUCAACUGGAGCUGUCUGCUCUGGUUGCAGCUGGGAUUGCCAGGGGGCGGUGAGGAUCCGUGCUAGUCCCAAGGACUGCUCUCCAUAAGUGGCAUUCGUUUCCCUGGGGUCUCAUCUGUGCAUGCAUAUGUCUGUGCCUGCCUGUGUGUGUGUGUGUGUGUGUGUGUGUGUAUGCAUGUGUGCACAUACACAAGGCUGCAGACUGUGAGGCACCCUGGCUUUGGGGACCCAAACUAGCCAGCUUCCCCUUCUGGGUCUGUUGGCCUAAUUCCCAGCCGCAGCUGCCGCUCCGGUCCCCUCCCUGAGGCAAUCGCCCUGCAGAUUUGGCAGCAGCAAAAGGAGGGGCUGAGGGAAGGGGAGAGAAGCAGAGAGGACUCAGCUCUAAUCUGAUGGAGAUGAUCCGCCAGGCUCCUCCAGCUCAGCCGCCCUCUGCCAUCAGCUCUCCGGGCGAUUUUCUCUGUGCCCGGCACUCUCCCCUGCUGCCUUCAUCUCCUUAAGAAAGUGCCCCGAAAGUUAAACCUAGACACACAAACACACUCACAAUCCACCAAAAGGAAAAAAAAAAAUCAGAAAGCAAGAGCAGGCAGACGAGUAAGAGAGCACGCGCGCAAGAGAGGGCUCUGCUUGGUCCUGGAGGAAGAGCGGCAGAGGAAGGCAGAGGGAGGCUGGGGUUGGCCGUGACCGGCGCUACGGUCUCCCAGCCCCCCAAGCAGCCUCCUUCAUGGACCCCGGGAUCCUGAGAGGGGCUGCCUCAGCUUAGGAUGGGCAACUGUGUCAAGUCUCCACUGAGAAAUCUCUCCAGGAAGAUGCGCCAGGAAGAGAAGAGCAGCUACAUGGUGGUGCAGACGAGCGAGGAGGGGCUGGCAGCCAGUGGCGAGCUCCCAGGACCACUCUUGAUGCUGGCCCAGAACUGCGCGGUCAUGCACAACCUGCUGGGCCCUGCCUGCAUUUUCCUGCGCAAGGGCUUCGCUGAGAACAGGCAGCCUGACAGAUCGCUGCGACCAGAGGAGAUUGAAGAGCUCCGAGAGGCCUUCAGGGAAUUCGACAAGGACAAGGACGGCUACAUCAACUGCCGGGACCUGGGCAACUGCAUGCGCACCAUGGGCUAUAUGCCCACCGAGAUGGAGCUCAUCGAGCUGUCGCAGCAGAUCAACAUGAACCUUGGUGGCCAUGUAGAUUUUGACGACUUUGUGGAGCUAAUGGGGCCUAAACUCCUGGCAGAGACAGCAGAUAUGAUUGGAGUAAAGGAACUACGAGACGCUUUCCGAGAGUUUGACACCAAUGGUGAUGGGGAGAUAAGCACCAGUGAGUUGCGAGAAGCCAUGAGGAAGCUCCUGGGUCAUCAAGUGGGACACCGAGACAUAGAAGAAAUUAUCCGAGAUGUGGAUCUCAAUGGGGAUGGACGAGUAGACUUUGAAGAGUUUGUCCGGAUGAUGUCUCGCUGAGGCUGUGAGGGCCCCUCCAGGAUUGCCAAGCUCCCACAGGUGGGGAGGAGAGGAGCCGGAGCACGCCUCACCCCACCGUAGCUGCCGAGAGCCCGGGAUGAACUCGCGGACGGGGCCUGCCUGCACCCCGGGGAGGUGCCCACCCCAGACCCCCACCCCUCCGCACUGUGAAAGACUCACAACUCCUGCAACUGGAAAGGGGGGGCGCCCACCGAGGAGGAGGCCACAGUGCCAAGCCAGCAGAGUCGUGCCAGGCGCCAAGUGCCAUGUGCCCGGCCGUGGCCGGCUGGGUGGGCCAGGGAGCCCGCCGCGCAGCAGGCCCCACACAGCAUGUCUGCCUGGGCAGAGCCUCUGGCUGCCCUCCUCAGCUCUGUGCCCGUCCCAGCUCGCCUCAGAACUAAUAAAGUAUUUCCAAGAGAAAGA
Messenger RNA from Oryctolagus cuniculus (rabbit), 9615 nucleotides. Lineage: Eukaryota; Metazoa; Chordata; Mammalia; Lagomorpha; Leporidae. The record is from RefSeq and is a predicted model, not a curated record.